Molecule: messenger RNA, 549 nt
Organism: Penicillium longicatenatum
Lineage: Eukaryota; Fungi; Ascomycota; Eurotiomycetes; Eurotiales; Aspergillaceae
Exons: 2
Coding region: 1-549 (182 amino acids)
Source: RefSeq, a predicted model, not a curated record
AUGCCCCCAAAAGGGAAACGAGUCUACAUCUCAUGGGACAAACAGGAAGAGAGGGAACUUCGGGCAUGGCUCGCCCGCCAUAAGCAUCUUCCAUGGAGAAAGAAGUGCAAAGAGUAUCUGCGGCAGAAGAAGAAGCCGCGGAGCGUCAGCUCGAUACGUUCCAAAUAUGAUCAACUGGAAAGAGAGGGCCGCCUCCCACCUCAGCCAAGAAAAGCUGCGACGGACACCAGAACACGUCGCCCGCCCAGUCUUCUCAGCCAGCUUCCUCCCUCUCCACCUCCGCUAGUGCUUCCACCCCUCGAUCCCUCCGUUCGUGAAGCGAUCCAGCGGUGGCGUCGGCAGAUGGUCUCAUCAGAAGACAUACCGGCAGAGCAUCGCUGUUUCAGCGAUGAUGGGUCGGGUUCCCCUGCUACUGCAAUGUCUUCUGGACAUUCGAGCUACACAUAUGAUGACAUAGAAGUAUAUGAUGACGAGUCCUGGGACCGCUUGGAGUGGGAUGCCUUUGACAGGCAAUGGGGCUUGCAUAUAUCUGAGCAGCCUGAGGCGUGA